Messenger RNA from Mesorhabditis spiculigera, 273 nucleotides. Lineage: Eukaryota; Metazoa; Nematoda; Chromadorea; Rhabditida; Rhabditidae. The record is from the annotation of a GenBank genome assembly.
AUGCUUAUUGCUUUGGCGUGUGAAGCCGCCUGUGUUCCAGUGGUCGUCGUAACCCAAACCUUCAAAUUUUUCGACAAGGUACUCAGCCACGGCAACGUUUCGCUCAUGGGCCGCGAAGACAUCGAAAUUUUGCAAAACGUGCCGGCGUCCCGAUCACGCUUCCAGAACAUAUUGGAAUCGCCCGCUGCCGCUGGUGAACCGCACAGCAAACGUAUGCUUGCGGGAGAUAUUUACAAGAUGCCGGUGUCGUCAGAGUCAAUCGAUGAAUGGCGG